UCUAUGUCUUUGUGAACCACUGACCUUUCAACAGGUAGACGACCUGCACAGCCACUUACUGUAUAUCAUGUUUCUCUCUUUGUGUCCAUCAGGUCACAAGGUGGUGUUUUUAAGUGGAACCUGUUCUGGUCACGUGGGGAUAGAGCAUGGCAGAGAAAUCUACUGGCUCUCUGGGUCUAAAGAGACAUGGAACCAAGAGUCUGCAGACACAGUGUGUCAGCAGAUGCAUUGUGGGAACGCUUCCAGGUUUUCUUUCAAUUCUAAGGCUGAUAUGAUUAAUAAAGUUUGGAAAAACUCUUUUAGCUGCUCAUCCAGAAAAAAGUCUCUUUUUGAGUGUAACCAAACUACACCUCUGCCUCCUGACCACCAUAAUUCUACUGCUUAUGUGAACUGUUCAGGAAAUAUUAAGAUGAGGUUGACGAACAGCUGCUGGGGAAAAGUCAGGAUUCGUGUAGAAGAGAAGGAAGGAGAUAUGUGUGCAGACACCUGGACAGAAGACAAGUCUGUGAAGCUGUGUGAAAAGCUGAACUGUGGGACGCCCAUAAAAGCCCACAACAGUCCCAAAGAUGGUGAUAUCCUCUUUAAGAGUUUACACCCGACAAAUCAGACUACUGACCUGACACAGAGCAUCUUUGUCAAAAACCAGGACAAUGAUAACUCCUGUAAACAAAAACCAGCCUAUGUUGUUUGCUCAGGUAGUGUCAAGCCCAGAUUUAGCAUUCCCAGUUACAAAUGCUUUGGAAACGUAGAGGUGGAGUAUGAGGGGAAGUGGAUCCCUGUGUGCGAGGAUGCUCUCAAAGACACUAACAAUGGAAACACCAUCUGUCAGGAGCUUAAAUGUGGUGAUGCUGUGGAGACUCUUCCCUACUUUGGACCUGCACCAGCAGAGAAAUUAGCCAUUUCAAACCUAAACUGCAUUGCAAAUGCUAACAGUCCAUUAUCUGCAUGCAGCAGUAUUACUGCUUCUACAGCUGCCUGCAAACACAGUGGCCUCCGAUGCUCUG
Messenger RNA from Haplochromis burtoni (Burton's mouthbrooder), 1004 nucleotides. Its product is annotated as scavenger receptor cysteine-rich type 1 protein M130. Lineage: Eukaryota; Metazoa; Chordata; Actinopteri; Cichliformes; Cichlidae. The record is from RefSeq and is a predicted model, not a curated record. Gene Ontology annotation, cellular component: membrane.